UGAUUAGUGUUAAUGUAGUGUUUAAUUGAGCACGUGGAUGUUAAAAAGGAAAAAGAAGAAGAAGGGCAAAAUUGUCAAUGACGAGAGAUCUCACAAAUGAUUAUAAUAGAAGGGGAAGAAGAAAAAAAAAAGGGUAUAAAAAGGGCAUAAGCAUAAGCCUCUUCGCCACCCCAACUCGAAACCUUCUUGUUCAUUAUUAUAUUAUUGUUAUUCUUUGAUUGAGGGAUCCUCUUCUUCAAAGAUGAACAAGUUGUUUCUUGAGCCCUUCCGGAAGUUGGCGACGGCCGGUGGCGGCAGCCGCCGUGGUGCUCGCUGCUCCACAAAGCCUCUUGAUCAUAACUGGCAAUUCAAUCGUCCUUACAUUUCUGCAUUUUUGCCUUCCAAUGGCUUCUUUUCUUCCUCAGUUGAGGACUCGGAGAGUAACCAAAUCUCCGGCAAGGACUUGUCUCCGCCAUUAUAUAAAACCCCGAAUUCUGAGUUCAAAACUCACAAUACCAAAGUUAUUAAUCCAAAAUCUCAUUCGGCCAAUACUUCUCUUCGUCCUCCUCCAUCCUUUUCUUCUUCCAUUCGCAGAAUGACGAUCCUCGUCCCUCAGCGCCAAUUCGCAUCGGAGGCUGGGACUCAGGCGAUCUCCUUGGAUAGUAACGAGUUGGUAUUGGACGGUGGAUUUAUAAAUCCUAAAUCUUCACCAAACGACGCCGGUUUCUUUGCCCCCGAAAUCAACUCCUUUGGCCAUUCAUUCAGGGAUUACGAUAAUGCAGAAAGUGUAAGGCAAAAGACAGUUGAAGAACUCUACCGCUUGAACCACAUCAACCAAACAUAUGAUUUUGUAAAGAGAAUGAGAGAAGAAUAUGGGAAAUUGGACAAGACAGAAAUGAGCAUAUGGGAAUGUUGUGAGAUGCUGAAUGAAGUGGUUGAUGAUAGUGAUCCAGAUUUGGAUGAGCCUCAGAUUCAACAUUUGCUUCAAUCUGCUGAAGCCAUUAGAAAAGACUAUCCCGAUGAAGAUUGGCUCCACUUGACUGCUCUCAUUCAUGAUCUUGGAAAGGUUCUUAUGCUUCCUGCCUUUGGAGGGCUUCCACAAUGGGCUGUUGUUGGUGAUACAUAUCCUCUUGGUUGUGCUUUUGACAAAUCCAUUGUCCAUCACAAGUACUUCAAAGACAAUAUAGACAGCUAUAAUCCAGCUUACAACACAAAGUAUGGAAUCUAUUCUCCCGGUUGUGGACUCGACAAUGUAGUAAUCUCUUGGGGCCACGAUGACUACAUGUACUUGGUAGCUAAAGAGAACGGAACAACCUUACCUGAUGCUGGAUUAUUUAUCAUUAGAUAUCACUCAUUUUAUCCACUGCAUAAAGAAGGAGCAUAUCAACAUUUGAUGAAUAAGGAGGAUGCUGAGAAUAUGAAGUGGCUUCACAUUUUCAACAAAUACGACCUUUACAGCAAGAGCAAAGUUCUGGUUGACGUAGAAAAGGUCAAACCUUACUACCAAUCUCUUAUUCAAAAGUAUUUUCCUGCCAAGCUCAAAUGGUGAAGAUGCAUACCAAGAUGAAAAUGAUGGUUUCAUGAGCAAUGACAUAAAACGUGAUGGAUUCUUGAACCAACAAUUAGCGUCAGUUGUAUAGGAUAUUAAUUGUUGUUGUAUUUAGUUUGUGAAUCAACGAAUGAUCGAGUCUAUCCACAAUUUUAUUUCCUAAGUUCAUCUUUCUUUGUGUGUGAAGUAUUCAUCUAAGCCAAACUUUAUUGAUCUAAGCUAAGUAAUAUUUAAAUGUUUCUAAAUAUAAUGAAUGAGUUCUUGUUUUUUCCA
Molecule: messenger RNA, 1801 nt
Organism: Cucumis melo (muskmelon)
Lineage: Eukaryota; Viridiplantae; Streptophyta; Magnoliopsida; Cucurbitales; Cucurbitaceae
Product: inositol oxygenase 2
Exons: 12
Coding region: 242-1528 (428 amino acids)
Biological process (GO): inositol catabolic process
Cellular component (GO): cytoplasm
Molecular function (GO): iron ion binding; inositol oxygenase activity
Source: RefSeq, a predicted model, not a curated record